Molecule: messenger RNA, 1068 nt
Organism: Ilyonectria robusta
Lineage: Eukaryota; Fungi; Ascomycota; Sordariomycetes; Hypocreales; Nectriaceae
Exons: 2
Coding region: 1-1068 (355 amino acids)
Source: RefSeq, a predicted model, not a curated record
AUGCCGCUCCCUAUGUCCGAUUCAACAUGUCUGCAUGCUCCAGCAACGGAUGCCGACGCUGCCGAUACAACGGAUGCCGGGGUUGCGGAUACAACGAAUCCCGACGAGAAAUCACGGAAGAGACUCCAGAAUCGGGUGUAUCAAAGGACGCACAGGGCCCGCAUGAAGAACUCUGGCCCUGGUUCCAAAAAACGGCAGCGUCCAUACGAAACUGAUCGUUGGAGACUUGAUGAAGUUGAAAAUACUCCAUCAGCUGCUUCGUUACCAGACUCAGUGACCCGUUGCGUGGACAAUAGCAUCAGAAUCAGAGCCAGCAAGGUCAACAACAGCUGCUUCACUUCAAGGCUUGACGUGACACUCCAGACACUAGGAGAGGAUGAGGUCGAGGUAUAUGGCCGACAGCUGCAAGUACUUUCCGUCUCGGUUGGGACAGAACCGUGCUUGUGGCCGCCGCCGCCACCUCUUGCGGAUCAUUUGUUGCACCUGGUCAAUUACAACGUGUUUAGGGGAUUCUUCACGAACAAGGCUGCUCUUUCGCGAGUCACUACACAUAUCAUCCAGAGCCCUGACCGGAGCCACGUGGUGGACAUUAUGAAGACGCUACCGUGCCAAACCAUAAUCGUACCAACAGGGUCCAACAUCCCUCGGCAUCUCAUUCCGACGGCACUGCAAACGCAGAAACCGCACGCUACGUGGAUUGAUUUUAUCCCUUUCCCCAAGAUACGAGAUAAUCUGAUAGCGCAAGAGGACCGAUUCGACCACCUGGACUUUAUGGAGGACGUUGUUGGCGAUGUACUCCAGAAAUUAUUGUUUUCAAACCGAAAAUCAACAGUGGAGCCUCAAGGUUCUAGCCACUUGGUACCAAGCAAAGGCCUUGACGAUGGAAUGACGGCAAACCGAAAAGGGCUCGUCCUGUGGGGAGAACCGCACAAUCCAGAAAACUGGGAGGCCACGCCUGAGUUCUUGCGGAAAUGGGGGUGGACUGUAGAUGGGUGUGAUGAGUUGAUAAAGUCCAGUAAUCAUUGGAGGAUGCUGAGAGGGGAAGAGAUGAUGCAGUUUUCGACGUGA